Messenger RNA from Malaya genurostris, 1843 nucleotides. RefSeq lists its product as uncharacterized. Lineage: Eukaryota; Metazoa; Arthropoda; Insecta; Diptera; Culicidae. The transcript is spliced from 7 exons. The record is from RefSeq and is a predicted model, not a curated record. Bases 105 to 1724 code for a protein of 539 amino acids.
UAUCAUCAUGAAAAUCGCGCAAGGACUGUCAUCGGUUAGCUGUAGGAUCACCAGCUAUCUCUAAGUCCACGUUAAGGAUUACAAGUCGAAAAGCAGUAGAAACGAUGAAUGCAAGCAGCUUCUGGGGUACCUUCGACUUACUGCUGGGCCGUGAAGCACGGAAAAACGGUGGCCAGGAUGCGCUCAAGGUGGCCCACUGGGUGUCGGCGUACGCCGGUGUGCGGAAAUUGCCGGGAUCGACUUUCGGUGACGACAGCAGCCGCACCGCCGGCGGUUUUCAUUCAACAGGAAACGAUGGAUUCACUGCCCUUUCGAGCGUCAUCGGUGGUGGUGCCGGGUUUCCAUCGAUUUCUUGUCAGCCGUCGGCAGUCGAUGGUGGCAAUCAGCUGAUCGUGCCGGGCACGGACCAAAACAACAAACUGCCGCCGGGCAAGGGAACCAAGGCACGCGCCCGGAAGCCUCGAUUGGUGAAGCAGCUCUCCGCCAGUAAACAACAACAGCCGACAGCCGAUGGGGAAGUGUUGCCAGCCGAAUAUCUGGGACCGAUGAUUGAGUACACUGUAAAUCUCCCACGCGUCACUGCACAAUUGGAGAAACUGAUGGGAACCAACGUGGUGCGGCUAACGGACCGGAAGUACAUGCAGGAUCUGCAACGACGCAUUCAGGAAGAUUAUAAUGUCACCCUGGAGAAGCGCAUCCAAGAAAGGGAGUAUCAAGAGCUGGAGAGACAGAAGUAUCUUAUCCUGAAUGGGAAAUACAAUCGCCACAACUGUCCGAAACGGUUGAUUCCUUUGCACAGUAUUGUUCUGGCAAAGGAACUCGACCGUGAGCGUAGUUUGAUUCUGUCGGGAGCAGGAGAUGCCAUCCCGCAGGAUUUCAGUAGUUCCGUCUUCAGUGUGAAUAAGAAAUCGAACCUUCAGAUAUGCAGCAGACGGGAGAAGCUCAAAACUAUUCGGGAGAAAAAUGCUGAGCGAUUGAUUAAGCAAGGUUUGCGUUGGGAGCGCGAGCGUCUCCAAAUGGAGGAUUUCAAUAGACAGCAGGAAAUCGAGCGUCGUUCGCGGCGAGAAGCUCUGCUGGAAAAAGAAAAACUCUACAUGAUCGAAGACAACGAGAGAGCUUUGAACCUGCUUCGGUUGAAGACGAAGAAGGGUCCGUGUCGCGAUAUGGACCUACGGGCUCUGUUGAUGCAGCAAAGGGUGGAACUGGGCGAGAAGAUACAGCAGCGUGAUUUCGACAUGAACGAAGAAAAGCGAAUGGAAUCCGAUCGUAGCAGUGAGAAAAAGAAGCAUCAUAAGAAAAAGAAACCUAAAAAAGCGGUUGAUGCAUUGGAUGCAUUGCUUCUUUCACCGGAGGAAGGUUACAUUUCCAUGAACCAGGCGGAAAGUCCGAGCGAUUUGGAUGGUUCGGUCACGAUAAAGAUUGAGAAGGGCAGUAAGGAUUCCGGAGACGACACGGAUCCGUUGGAUGACGUGAGUACCGCUGAUACUGGCGAAGGCGCUGCCGGUGGUGGUUCGGAGGUAGACGACGCAGAGGCAGCCGAAGCCGAAGCUAUGAAGGAGGAGAUGAACAAGGUUCUGGAAAAGAAGAAACUUAAGGCCCGCAAUGAAGAUCCCAAGAUUACGCGUUUGAAGGAGGCAGAUACCGUUGACGAUAUUUAUAAUAUUGCCGAUGAGAUCAUCGUUCUCGAGAAGAAAAAAGCCAAGAAAGGGGUCGCUCUGAAGUAAAUUGGUUGGAUUUUGGUACUUGAUGUGAAAUUGGUUUUGCGAUUCGCCACCUUAAAUUGUUUGUGAUAAAACUGUAGUUGUUGUUCGAUAUCUUGUAAAAGUUAUUUUAGUAGACCUGA